CAGUGUUGCGAUUAAAAAUAAAACAUGGAUAAUUUAAAUAAACCAAGUUUUGAUAUGAGCGAAAUUUCUUUAAGCGGAUUUUUAAAUGAAUUGGUAGUACAAGAUAAGAUAUUUUGGGAAAAGAAAGGAAACGUAGAAGACAAUGAAUGUUUAAUGACGAAGCAUGGAAAUUCGGUUUCAGAUAUUCAUGAUCAUUUCAGAAAACUUGAACCCGAAUAUUGUUCACGAUUAUCUAAAGACAGUAUUUCCGGAUUGGAUUCCACCGUCAGACAAAACUCGACACCUGCAAUGUCAAUAACAAACACAGAGCAUAUUGUUUUUGACAUAACUUCAUCAGAUGAAGAUGACAAAAUUGAUUCUUCGGCAGUGCGGCCAUCUACGUUAUUGAGGCAAUCAUCAAGACCAAUGGCUGCACCUCGCAGGAGACAUUGUAGUGAAGGAAAUUCUUUCACACCUAGACGCCCAUCGAUCCUAGAAUCUUUAGCUCUCGGAAGAUCGCCGAGGAUGUUUGCUGUUACUGGUCCACAUGAUUCAACCGAAAGUUUGCAAAGUAGAGGAAGCGAUACCAGCAAGUAUGAAACCGUUUCAAAAUCAUCAGAACUUCAUCUAUACAGAGCAGCAUCAUUGUGUUGUUCGUAUUCUAUUCUUUAUUCAAAUCAGAGUAAAAACCCAGAAAACGAAUUUUCACAUUUGAAUGUUCUGCCAGCAAAAGAUUAUAACAGGAGUAUGGCUGACAGACUCCUUGAAUAUCUACGACUGAUAUUUAACAUCAGCGAAAAGAAACACCGACAAUAUCAAGUAAUUGAUUCAUCUCAGAAGAAGAGCAAAAGAGAAAUUCUUGAUCAAAAUCUUCAUGAACAAUUGAGAUUGUUAGAAACCGAUUCACAUCCUUACUAUUCACCAGCGAAUUUCCAGAGUGACAUCGAUCACAAAAUAUGGCAGGACAAAGAAAGACAGCAAAUUAAUGUACUUCUUGGUGGUCGAAUUCCGAAAUCAAGUCGACAGAGACAUACCGCCAAUCCACGUAAUAGAUGUCAUGAAUACAGAGAUAUUUUAAAGAAAGUUAUCGUUUUUGAUGUGGAGGAAACCAAGCGACAUGUCAGUAGUAAUGAAUCUUUGACUAAUGGUAAUUAUUCAGGAUCAGAUUCCAGUUACGGUCAAGGUGGCUUGAAACAAGCAGACAUUAUUAGCAAAUGUGGAAAAAGACUUUUAGGAGAAUUUGCUGAAAGACACAGAGUUGGAAUUGUCACCCAAUUGUGCUUUUAUCUCCAAUUAGCUGAUGACUGUAUUGAAAAUGAAAUACUUCAACUAGACAACUUGACAUUCACAGCUUUGACAAAUAAGCUUGAUAUGCUCUAUUCAUUACUAGAAGAAGAAAAUCCUCUCUGCAUUUCUGAAAUGGAAAUUUUACUCUACGUCACAGCAAAUUUCAUUCAACGAGUCAAAAAUCUUGUGACAAAUCUUCUCACUGAUUGGUUACCAACAACAAAAGAAUUGCAAAAUGGUCUUCAGUUGGCUCGAGCAUCAUUUCAACUCCAGAGUUUCUUGCAUGGUGUUGAAGACAGUGAGUGGCCAACCUGUUUGUCAAGUUGGUUUGAGUCAGCAACAAUUCAAAAAUAUUGUUCCUGCAGAAAACCAAAAUUUACAGAAAUUGAAACUGUAUUAGCUUCAGUAACUCAUGCCGUAGAUGUGUUAAAAAUAAUGCAGAAAGGUAGAAAAAGUGUCAAACAAACUGACUAUGAGGCUGUAUUCAGUAAUUAUAUACCGAAUUUUCCUCAUGCUGUUAGCAAUGGAUUGUAUGAUGCCGUCAUGGCUGAUGUUAAACUCCUUGAUAAUGCUCUCUCACUGAUGAAAUCUACACUUGUGUGGCGUCAGAAUAAUCCAUAUAAUGAUUCCUUGGACUUGAAUGAUAUUGCACUUGCAUAUAAAUUAAACGAAUUUGACAAUCUUGUAAAAAUUCGUGAAAUCAAUGCUAUAAAACAAUUUCAUCAUGAACGGAAGUUUUCAUGGCGAAAAGCAUAUCAUCAGCUUGCAAUGCAUUGGCUUGACAUUUUAUCGGUUCACAUGCGGAAACAAGUCUCUCAAGCAGUUUCAAAGGAUAAAUUUGAUUCACCAUUGUUCAACGACGAUUUUACUUCAACUUUCGAUGAAAAUAUGUUUUCUGGCACCCAAGAUGAUAAACUGAACGCCAGUGGUGUUUUGCCAUCAAAGAGAAUGAGAAUGGGAUCCCUUCUUCGCAAAGACGCUGAUAUGCGAAAUGAAAUUCUCGUUUCUGCUGGUCCCAGUAAUCUUGAGGUUGUCGUAGAGCAUGAUCCAGUUUCAGAAGAUAGUAAUGAUGAAAAUAUUCCUGAAAAUUCUAAUUCGUCAUCUGUUACGGAAACAAAUUGUACUGAAAAUGAUGUCAACCGUGAAAAAGAAGAUGCCCAAUUCCCGCCUCAAUCUCUCACCCAUCCAAUUGGCCGUAAAAAAGACAGAUCGUCUUCAGAACCUGUUCUUCUAUCCUAUAAACCAAUUUUGGAUAGUACAAGUCAAGAAGAUUCAAGUCGCACAACUUCUUUUCGCAGCUGUAUUAGUGGGGAAUCACCAACCAUGUAUAGAUCGGUAACUGACUCCACUGCAAAGGUAAUGUCAACAUCAGCAUCUCAUACAGAUUUCAGCAUAAAUGAAACUGGUAGUUCUACUGCUGUCAGUGACGAAGAAUCCCCAACACUUCCUAUACUUACGCCGACAAAAUUUCUGCCACAAAAGGAAGCAAUUUCAGAUGAUGUUGUUUCAAACGCUUCAGAAAAUUUCGACGAUGAGGAACCAAACUCAGAGAUGAAUGAUACGCUAUGUAAUGUGUCAUCUUCGCUAAUCGACUUCAUUUCUGUUAUAUCGAGGUUUACCAACUUUGUGAAGACAAUUAUGGAUACUGUGUAUAGUUUACCACCAGUUGCUGAUUGCCAAAAUCGUAGUGCAUUGCCAUCAUCCAUAGAAGAUCAUGCUAACUGUAGAGAUGCCAGAGAAUUGAAGGAAAGAUUUGUACAGAAAGCGUUCCAAGCAUUGGGCGUAGUGAUUCAGCAAUAUGCAAACAACCUCCUUAACAUUGACUUAGAAUCCAUAUCACGACAAACAGCAGAAAAAGUCAUCGGGGAAAAAUUUUAUCGCCAUAUUAUUGAUGGAAAAUUUAACAAAACUAUUUCUCAACAACAUUCUGUGGUUGAAAGUUAUUUGAAUAUUCAGGAUGAAACAGUUUGGGUGGAAGAUGUUAAGAAGAAUAUUAUACGGUUGAAUGACCUUCUUGUGCUUGAACAUGGAAUGACAGAAUUUUGGAAUUCUCUCAAAAUUUUAUUUUCUCCGGAACUCCAUGAUAAUGUUGCACCACCCAGCUUUCCACUAACCGAAGAAUCUCAUUCUUCAAUUCCUGUUAUUGUACCUGGUGAUUUUCAUUCAAUCACAUCAGAAACAGAUGAUAAUGCUCAGGAAGUCUCCAGCUCUGAUGCUACACUGAUAACUUCAAGUGGUGCGUGUACUAUUGUACGACAUGAUGAAGAUAUACAGAAUAAUAACGAUAAUAAUAGUGAUCUUGAUUUGAAUGAUCAAGACAACAGUGACAAGAAAAAAGAAAAUGUAGACUUAUUAUCAGGAGCAUGGACAAUCAUUGAUGCACCAGAACAGGAUUUCACACCACCCUGUUUUGUAGAUAUUUUAAAGGAACGUACAGAAUCACAUUUGAAGCACACUGUACGAGGUGUUAGUAGGUUGUUUGCACUUCAUAUAAGUCAAUGGAUUGGAUACUUUCUUGAUGAAGCUCUUGGAACUCCUAAUACAAAGAGUUUAACUAACAACCAUUCAUCAUCAUGCCUCAACAACUUGACAGAGAGACUAAUAUUAGUGUUGGAUCUACUGGCAACAUGGACUCAUAAAGAAGGUGUUAAGAAUCUUCAUGAAAGCAUUUGGUGUCAUAUUAUACAGGACAUACAAGACAGGAUUUGUGAACUAAAGACAGUGGAAGAAAAUAUGAAGAAAAUUUAUGCGAAGCACAUUCGGAAAGUUUACACGACAGUUAUCGAUACUUGGUAUCAUCAUUAUUCCAAACCAAAUGGUGGAGAUCUCGACUGGUUAUCAAAAGAUAUUCAACCAAGCUUAACCAUACUUGAUCUGUACUGCAUGCCAACACUCUCACUUGUUGGUGUUUACAACGAAUGUAGACAUGAACAGAAUAAACAUAUGAAUGAUCUGAGUUAUCUGAACAUUCGUCAUCAAGUUGUGUUGUGCAUGAGAGUAAUGCAGGACAAAAAAUCUUUCAGCGGUGAAUUGUUGCAUCACACAUUACUUACGACUGUAAUUGAAAGCUUCUCAACUGUGGACGAAGCUCGUAAUGAAGCAAAUAAAUUGUGUCAAGAAAUGCUUAAUGUUCAACUGAUUGAAUUUGUCUUCAAAAAACAACGAAGACCUCACCUUCCUGAUCUUAUUCCUGUUCAAUCAAUAUCUGUAACAGUAGAUGAUUCAUUGGUGAAGAAUCGAGCAGAAUCCGAUAGCACUGGAAGUUCAAGUGUUGAUAGUGAAAAUUCACUCGAAUCUGAAGAAAGUUCGUUUUCGACUGAUUCAGAAAUGAGGACUGAAUUUCACCCUGAUUCAGAUCAUUUCUACAAGUUUUCAGAGAAAAGAUUGCCUCUGAGCAUUUUAGAUGAUGUUAAACGAGCAACAGAUUGUCCCACUGCAGAAGAAGCAUCGUUUUUGGAGGAACUUCUUCUGAAACGAAGUUCAGCAGACAGGGAUGCUAAAUUAUUCCUUAUUGAAAAAGGUCUUCUAAAACGAGGAGUGUUCGGGACUUGCUUUUUGUGCUUCCGAUAAAUUUUCAAAGUUGUUAUCAGUGAUAUGUCCUGGAUUGUGAUGUUUGAGUUGUUGAAUUUUUCAUUUUUUGCCUUAAAUUCAUGUUCGAUCAGCAACACUGCAAUCAAAUGUCAAAUUAUUUUUUUGUUAAAUGACAAAAAGAAUAUUUUUUCGUGCUUGAAAACUUUCUGCGACAAAAUUUGACAUACUCAGAACUUUUGGCAUUUUAAAUUUGAGUAAAAUGGUUUAGAGACAUCGAUAUACAUUAUAUCUGAUUUGUAUGGAGAAAAACAGAUUAUUUGGUGUGAUUUUUCCCGUCCUUGUUUGCACUCAAAAGAAACUUUAAAUUUUGACAAUCACUUGUAAUAUUUACUGUAAUUUCGAGGUAAUCAUUAUGAAAUGUAUGUCUACGAAUUUUUCUCAAAAAUUUCGCCAAAAUGUAAUUAAUAAUAGAAUCAAUUGAUUCAUUGACAUGAGGUGCUUUUUUCUUAUUUAUGCUAUUUCAAUUCAAACUGUUUUUGAUUUUUUUUCUAUGAACUGUUGUACUUAUUAAAUGCAAGUUGCAUUGUAAAUACUGACUGCCAAAUAUUCAUUAUAUCAUUGUUAUUAUAUGCCUAUAUGCAAUUUUCUUGUUUUUAAUGCACUGUAAAUAUCUUUGGAAAUAUUUUUUCUUAAUCAAUGUAAUUGUCAUGAACCUAUAUCCAGUAUUUUUGUAUAUAAUAUU
Molecule: messenger RNA, 5539 nt
Organism: Styela clava
Lineage: Eukaryota; Metazoa; Chordata; Ascidiacea; Stolidobranchia; Styelidae
Source: RefSeq, a predicted model, not a curated record